AUCUAUAGAGCGUGCAGUGUUCAAGAAGUAAAAGUGUUGAAGUGUUAAAAGUGUAAAAGUAGAAAAUGACUGGUCGCGGCAAAGGUGGAAAAGGCUUGGGUAAAGGUGGUGCUAAGCGUCAUCGUAAAGUUUUACGUGAUAACAUCCAGGGAAUUACUAAGCCUGCUAUUCGGCGUUUGGCUCGUCGUGGAGGUGUAAAACGUAUAUCUGGUUUAAUAUAUGAAGAAACACGUGGUGUCUUAAAAGUAUUUUUGGAGAAUGUUAUCCGUGAUGCAGUCACCUAUACUGAGCACGCUAAAAGGAAGACAGUUACAGCAAUGGAUGUUGUAUAUGCUUUGAAGAGACAAGGACGUACCUUGUAUGGAUUCGGCGGUUCACCAUUUAUUAAGCGAUAUUUGAAAUCGGCUGUUACUAGUGGUAAACUUAUUCAAACUAAAGGAAAGGGUGCAUCCGGUUCGUUUAAAUUAUCAGUGGCUGCCAAUAAAUCAAGUAAAUCCGGUGAAGGUAAAUCGAAGUCAAAAGCGGUAAAAUCUAUCGAGAAGAAGCCCAAAAAGAAAUCGACAGAUGGUGUAGCGUCAAAAAAGAAGGCAGCGGUUGGCGGUAAGAAAAUAAGUGGCGAGAAAAAAGUGAAGAAAACUGUUACUAGCAAGAAAACAGCGGAGAAGAAGAAAAGUGAAAAAGCCAAAACGAAAGAUGCAAAAAAGACUGGAUCAGUUAAAGCCAAACCAGCUAAAGCUAAAUCGUCUCCGAAUAAAGCAAAGGCAUUAAAAGCUAAAACACCUAGUGUCAAAACCAAGAAAGCAGCGAAAAUGACUGGUCGCGGCAAAGGUGGAAAAGGCUUGGGUAAAGGUGGUGCUAAGCGUCAUCGUAAAGUUUUACGUGAUAACAUCCAGGGAAUUACUAAGCCUGCUAUUCGGCGUUUGGCUCGUCGUGGAGGUGUAAAACGUAUAUCUGGUUUAAUAUAUGAAGAAACACGUGGUGUCUUAAAAGUAUUUUUGGAGAAUGUUAUCCGUGAUGCAGUCACCUAUACUGAGCACGCUAAAAGGAAGACAGUUACAGCAAUGGAUGUUGUAUAUGCUUUGAAGAGACAAGGACGUACCUUGUAUGGAUUCGGCGGUUAAACCAUUUUUACUAUCAAAUAUGAAAAUCUAACAAAACGGUCCUUUUCAGGA
This is a messenger RNA of Bactrocera oleae (olive fruit fly), 1172 nucleotides long. The record is from RefSeq and is a predicted model, not a curated record. Lineage: Eukaryota; Metazoa; Arthropoda; Insecta; Diptera; Tephritidae.